ACCAACCAGCCCAGAGGUGUGAGUUGCUGCGCAGUCACAGUCGCGGGGACUCGGAGUCAGGCGGGGAUCCACAGCGAUAUCCAGACAUUCAGAGCCACAGCCAUCACCAUGUCUGAUCCCAAUGAUGUCCGACCCGUCCCACACAGGAGCAAGGUGUGCCGCCGUCUCUUUGGUCCUGUGGACAGUGAGCAGUUGAGCCGUGAUUGUGAUGCGCUCAUGGCCGGCUGCCUCCAGGAGGCCCGAGAACGGUGGAACUUCGACUUUGUCACUGAGACACCGCUGGAGGGCAACUAUGUCUGGGAACGUGUUCGGGACCUAGGGCUACCCAAGCUCUAUCUGAGCCCUGGAUCUCGUGGCCGUGACGACCUGGGAGGGGACAAGCGGCCCAGUACCUCCUCUGCCUUGCUGCAGGGGUCAGCUCCAGAUGACCAUGUGGCCCUGUCGCUGUCCUGCACUCUGGUGUCUCACGCCCCUGAGCGGCCUGAGGACUCCCCGGGUGGGCCUGGAACCUCUCAGGGUCGGAAACGGAGGCAGACCAGCCUGACAGAUUUCUAUCAUUCUAAGCGCCGGCUGGUCUUUUGCAAGAGGAAGCCCUAAUGUGCCCACAGGAGGCUUCACCCUCUUCCACAGUGGGCCAGGAGGCCCCUUCCCCACCUUCUGGCUUAGCCCUCCCUCCCUUCACUCUGUGUGUCUUAAUUAUUAUUUGUGUUUUAAUUUAA
This is a messenger RNA of Phodopus roborovskii (desert hamster), 719 nucleotides long. It is a transcript of the gene Cdkn1a, whose product is annotated as cyclin dependent kinase inhibitor 1A. The transcript is spliced from 3 exons. Bases 109 to 597 code for a protein of 162 amino acids. The record is from RefSeq and is a predicted model, not a curated record. Gene Ontology annotation, cellular component: nucleus. Gene Ontology annotation, biological process: signal transduction by p53 class mediator; regulation of mitotic cell cycle. Lineage: Eukaryota; Metazoa; Chordata; Mammalia; Rodentia; Cricetidae. Gene Ontology annotation, molecular function: cyclin-dependent protein serine/threonine kinase inhibitor activity.